AUGUCGACCUCUCCUCCUCCCACCUCGACCGGCUCGUCCAAGCUCGACGCUGCCAAGGCCCAGGUCGCAGCCAGCAUCGACCCCACGGCCCCUACUGGCCUUGACCUGUACUCGCGAUUCGCUUUCGCUGGUGCCGUCUGCUGCGCCGUCACCCACGGCGCUCUCACACCCGUCGAUGUCGUCAAGACCAGGAUACAACUCGACCCCGUCACAUACAACACGGGUCUGAUCGGUGGCUUCAAGAAGGUCAUCGCCGCAGAGGGCUCUGGCGCCGUCUGGACUGGUUUCGGUCCUACCGCUGCCGGUUACUUCCUCCAGGGCGCCUUCAAGUUCGGAGGAUACGAGUUCUUCAAGCAGCAGUCCAUCAACUUGCUCGGUAUCGAGUCUGCCUCCAACAACCGCACUGCUGUCUACCUCGCCUCUGCUGCCACAGCCGAGUUCUUCGCUGACAUCGCCCUCUGCCCUCUCGAGGCCACCCGUAUCCGUCUCGUGUCGGAGCCCACCUUCGCCAAUGGCCUCAUCGGCGGAUUCAGCAAGAUCCUGAAGAACGAGGGUGUCGGUGCCUUCUACUCCGGAUUCGGCCCCAUCCUGUUCAAGCAGGUCCCCUACACCAUGUCCAAGUUCGUCGUCUUCGAGAAGGUCAACGAGGCCAUCUACGGUGUCGUCGACAAGUCCACCACCAGCAACGGCAUGCAGACCGUCUACAACCUCGGCUCCGGUGUCAUCGCCGGUUUCGCCGCCGCCCUCGUCUCCCAGCCCGCUGACACCAUGUUGUCCAAGAUCAACAAGACCAAGGGCGCACCCGGAGAGGGCACCACCAGCCGCAUCAUCAAGAUGGCCAAGGAGCUCGGUUUCCGCGGCUCCUACGCCGGUAUUGGUGCUCGUCUGUUCAUGGUUGGUACUCUGACUGCUGGUCAGUUCGCCAUCUACGGCGAUAUCAAGAAGGCCCUGGGCGCUACAGGCGGUGUAGAAAUCUCCAAGACGAAAUAA
This is a messenger RNA of Dothidotthia symphoricarpi CBS 119687, 990 nucleotides long. Its product is annotated as mitochondrial phosphate carrier protein-like protein. The record is from RefSeq and is a predicted model, not a curated record. Gene Ontology annotation, cellular component: mitochondrial inner membrane. Gene Ontology annotation, biological process: mitochondrial phosphate ion transmembrane transport. Lineage: Eukaryota; Fungi; Ascomycota; Dothideomycetes; Pleosporales; Dothidotthiaceae. Gene Ontology annotation, molecular function: phosphate transmembrane transporter activity. Bases 1 to 990 code for a protein of 329 amino acids. The transcript is spliced from 3 exons.